AUGUGUAUAAGAGACAGCCCCAGACCCGUACCAGUACCUCUCAUGUACCUCAGUACCACUCCCCCCAGACCCGUACCAGUACCUCACAUGUACCUCAACCCGUACCAGUACCUCACAUGUACCUCAGUACCACUCCUCCCCAGACCCGUACCAGUACCUCACAUGUACCUCAGUACCACUCCCCCAGACCCGUACCAGUUCCCUCUGCACCUAAGCCUUGGUACAGUCACGGACCAGAGCGCCGUGGUACAUUACUCGGGCGUACCAGAGCCUGAGGAGAAGUACGUGAACGUGUACCAACUCGUGUACCUGCGUGAGAGCGACAGGGUACACGGCCACCUGUACCGCAGCCCACACGACCACCACCAGUACGGGGAGAACGUCAACGAGGCGGGGGGCGGGAGCCGCGGCCCCCCAGACGGAGCAGGUCCCCUGGAGCCGUACCAGUUCGUGGUACGUGACCUCAAGUCCGACCAGACGUACCAGCUGUGGCUGGUCGCGUACCUCAGCAACGGACGUACCAUCAAGAGCAACGUGCUCGACGUGCGCACCAACGCAAGUACCCUGCCCGUACCUCAGCGCAGCGAGCUCGACGCGACCUCCCUGGAUGCCCCUCACCCCGCCACCUCCCCCGCCUCCCCCGCCACCCCCGCCACAUACUACAGUUCUAUGGUGGCGGCGGCGGCGGUGGCGGCCGUGGCGUGUGUGGCGCUCCUGGCGGUGGUGGCGGUGCUUGUGCGGCGGCAGACUCUCGCCACCGCCGCCAUCAACGGCGAUCGCGGCGGCAUCAAGACGACCUCGGUGGCGUCGGCAGCGUACGACAACCCCUCAUAUAAGACGUACGACCUCGAGAUGAACGGCAUGAAGUCCAACAAUGGCGCCGGCGCUGCCAGCGACUCCUGAGCGUGGCCGUGGACGGUUACGCGCGUGUGUGUGUGUGUUUAAACUUUGUGUACAUGUGUGUGCGUACAUGACACGUACAUGUAAGUACGAUCGUCUCAAUUUCAGCCGUAUUCUCAGAAAAAAAUACGAUAAGGACGUAGGAAUUUUUCCUGGCGAUGACUCAUCAUUUUUACGCGCAAUCCUGGUAGUUCUGAAGAAUCAAUUUGCGACCACACAAAAAAAUGUGUUGGGCAAUGUUUGCAAUGUCCUGUAUGCAACGUAGACGUUUUUUAGAAUCCCCUUGCCCCCUUGCCCCCUUGGCCCCUUGACCUCUUGACCCCCUGACUC
This is a messenger RNA of Hyalella azteca, 1230 nucleotides long. Its product is annotated as putative epidermal cell surface receptor. The record is from RefSeq and is a predicted model, not a curated record. The transcript is spliced from 7 exons. Lineage: Eukaryota; Metazoa; Arthropoda; Malacostraca; Amphipoda; Hyalellidae. Gene Ontology annotation, molecular function: protein binding. The coding region runs from base 1 to 903 and encodes 300 amino acids.